Messenger RNA from Rhizophagus irregularis DAOM 181602=DAOM 197198, 1607 nucleotides. RefSeq lists its product as uncharacterized. The record is from RefSeq and is a predicted model, not a curated record. Lineage: Eukaryota; Fungi; Glomeromycota; Glomeromycetes; Glomerales; Glomeraceae.
UUUUUUCACUCAAUUUAUUUACUUAACAUUUUACAAAAUGAAAAUUACACGACGAAUCUUUAUACUUUUCCUACUUUUUGUUGUAGCGUUCGCUUCAACAAGUUAUGUUCCAAACGAUCCAUCAACUUGGACUCCGAAUGAAUUGAAAGAAUGGUUAGCAGAGCAUCGAGUAUCCUAUAAGGGAAUUCCUGAUAAACAGGAGUUGUUGAAUCUAGUAAAGACUAAUUGGCAAGAUGUUAAAGAACAAGCAAAUUCUACGACCGAAGCUGUUGAAUCUUUUGUUACAAAAUAUGUUAAUACGAUAAAAGACACCUAUUAUAAUACGGACGAACAAGAAAAAUACGACGAGUUUGUACAACAAGUAGCUGAUCAAAUUGAAUCUAUCCGACAAACUACUGGUCUUACUGAAGAACAAACUCAAUCUACUAUUAGCGAGGUUAUUAAAAGAUUAAAAGGAACAAAAGCCGAAGGCAGUAAGACCCUAACUAAUGCUUUAAAUGACAUUCAAAAAUCCUACACAAUGGCUCAAGCCAAAAGAGAUGUUCUUAUCCAAAAAACUGUAAAUCGUGUACAAGACGACAUUCAAAAAACUGGAGAAAUUUCCCUAGAUACUUUAAAUUGGUUUAAGGAUGAAAUUAACCAAAUGAGUGAAGCAGGAGCCUUUGCCAAGGCACGAACUGAAACACAAAUCUCCUUAAUAUUACAGGGAGUUCAAGAAACAUUAACAAAACGUAAAGCGUAUACAGUUGAACAAAUUAAUGCCACCUAUGAAAAAUUAAAUUCGAUUACCCUUAAGGGUACUUUGGAAAGAUUACGUCAUCAACUAUCUACCGUUAAUAACCAGAUUCAAAAUUCUGUUGAUGCUAUUGGACAAAAACUCACAGACGGCAAAGACUUGACUGUUGAACAACUUAAUCAAAUUAGAUCGUCUAUCAACCAUUAUUUCACUUCGGUAAAAGAUUAUUACAAUACUGCUACCGGGCAAGUAAAACAAACAGUUUAUGAUACAAAAAGGGCUCAAGAAGAACGUAUUAACAAAAUUAUUGAAGUCGUUCGCUCUUCUAUUAAUGAUGCCAGAACAAAGAGCAAUCAAAAAGUUACUGCCAUUUUACAACAAAUAGAGGAUAAUGUAUCAUCCACUCAACAACUAACUGCAGAACAGACAAAGAUUUUAUCAGAAACCAUCCAGGAGAAGCUUGGAGGUUUGACGGAUGCCCGUGACCUUAACGAGGAAAAAGUUGAAUCCUUUACUGACGCAUUAAGAACUCGAAUGGCUGCCGUCCGUGAUUAUGCAGCUGAUACUUAUGACUCUGCUACUCAAAAGGUUGAAGAAGGAUAUAAUGUUGCUUAUAAUAAGGUUUCUAGCGGUGCUGAGAGUGUUGGUGAGAGUUAUGAACAGAUGAAGGAACAUUUGACUCAUCAGAAAGAAGAAUUAUAAAUAAUAUUAUAAUAGUUAACAUAAAUUCAUUUAUUUGAGGACAUUUAAAAAAAAUUUCAAUUAUUUAAAAAUUUUAAAUAUGUUUACAUAUAUUUUUCAUUUUUUUAUUAAAUUAAAAAUAAAGAUUUUUAUGUAAAUUUCGAUUAUAAAAAUCUUAUUGUGACGCAGU